Messenger RNA from Ciona intestinalis (vase tunicate), 1326 nucleotides. Its product is annotated as alpha-1,3-mannosyl-glycoprotein 4-beta-N-acetylglucosaminyltransferase A-like. Gene Ontology annotation, molecular function: acetylglucosaminyltransferase activity. The record is from RefSeq and is a predicted model, not a curated record. Gene Ontology annotation, biological process: protein N-linked glycosylation. Lineage: Eukaryota; Metazoa; Chordata; Ascidiacea; Phlebobranchia; Cionidae.
GUUUACAUCAAGGUUGUAGGUUUGUCUAGACAAGGUUAAUGAGAAAAUUUAGACAGAUAUGCUACGCCGCUGCUUUGUUUGUUGUUUGCUUCGUACUAGCUACCUUCACAUUUGUCAUACGUGACAACCAAAGAAAUACUGCGAAAGAAUAUGAAAUAGACAAGUUCGUAAAUAGAAACAAAGAAAAUAAAAACGUGAUACGCAAAAUCGAAAAAGUAAACAAACUUAUAGACCCAACAACCGCAGCCUCGAAACACAUCACAACAAGCAAGUUUUCGAAGUUUUUAGAAAUUGGUUCGACAGUAAAUUCUUUGAACAAUACAAAUUUUAAUGUUAAGCCGCGUCUGAGGCUAGGGAAGCUGCGAAAGCGUCCUCUUGUUACAAUUGGCGUCCCGAGUGUGCUUCGAAGACGUCAUGAUUAUCUACAAGACACGUUACGAUCAUUGCUUAAAGGGUUAUCCGACAAUCUCCGGAAAGAUGUCAACAUACUAGUAUAUGUAGCAGAAGUGAACUCGACUUUUGUUGAAGAGCAAAUGGCUGCAUUGCUUGGCAAUUAUUUUUCGGAAAUACAAGAAGGCAUUGUACAGGUGAUAGGCCCCCCCUUCAAACAACCUGAAGACUGGGAAUCCAAGUUAUUCCUAAACUUUGGUGAUUCUCUUUCUCGUGUACGUUGGCGUUCCAGGCAAAAUCUUGAUAUGUUUAAUUUACUCUCGUACGCCAUUGCAACCGAUGACCCACAGUAUUUUCUAAUGAUGGAAGAUGACGUUUUAGCCAAUGAGGGGUAUAUGCAAGAUAUUUUAUCGUACGUAGAAAGCAAACCCACCAAAAGUUGGGACUACUGUUCAUUCUCGUCGGUCGGAGGGGCUGGUAAGAUCUUUCAUCGCGAAUCUGCUAGAGAGUUUUUGGCUAUGCUAAAGCUCUUUUGGUACGCUAAGCCAUUAGACUGGCUGUUAUGGGACUUUGUUCGAGUAAAAGUGUGUGGCUACUCAGAUACAUCGGACAUCUGUGACGAAAAGAUUGAGAAAAGAGCUCGAAAAUAUUUUGCUCCACUUUUCAAGCAUACUGGAGUAGUGUCGUCGAGAACAAACCCGAUGUUUGACAACAGAUGAUUUAUAGUAUCUCACAUAUUAUGUGACGUUCCAAUCAUUCUUUCAAACAAUUUAAAGAGUGAAAAUGAAAUGAAACCAGAGUAUACUAUGAUGAAACAAGGCUGUUAUAAUCAGGCCACAAACCUGGUGUUUGUGAAUGUAUUAACCAGAGUGUCCAAGUGCCACUAAACGGUUGAACUAUUGGUGUUUAUACAAAUAAAAUUCGUUGUAAAAUAAA